AACAAAAACAAAUCCAAAACCUCAAAGAACUUUUGUUAAUGUGAAUUAUAUCUAUCAUUUUAUCAAGUUAAAGAAAUGUAAACAUUUUUAUUUUCAAUUAACACUAAAUUUAAAAAUAAUAAACUCUUCAUAUACUAACAAUGAUUUUUAAACUAUUUUACAAAACAAAAAUAGUAAGGACAGCAUCAUUUUAUAUUUUGUCAGUCCUCUUACACCUAGCUUAACAGAAGACAGCUGACUCUCGACCUUUUGCAUGCAAUGUGUCAUCAUGUCACACCCCACAGAGCAUCUAGCAAACUGCACUGGACGGACCCUCAUGAAUGAGUGUGAGACAAAUAAUCUCUUCAUGCCAAUAUGAGAAUAAUUCUGACCUCUGACCCUCUCUCAAGAAGUCCUAGGGGGUUGGGGACACAGCUCAAGUGGCAGAGCGCUUGUCUAGCAGGUACAAGGCCCUGGGUUCAAUUCCCCUGUCGGGAGGAAGGGGGUCCCAGGAGCUGGGUAUGGUGGCAUACUUAGGAAGCUAAGAACAAUCAAGCGUUCCAAGGCUAGCCUGAGCAACACAGUAGUGAGACCCUGUCUCAAGGAUGCCCAGAUAAGGGCUGGCUCAGUGGCUCAGAGGCUCAGUGGCUCAGUGGCUCAGUGGCUCAGUGGUAGAGUGUCUGCAUAGCAAACAAGAAGCUGACUUUAAACCCCAGCACCACCAAAAAAAAAAAAAAAGGACAAAUUCAGAUGAUGCUGAGAUGAAGGUGACUUUGGCCCAGCCAGACCUGGCACUGGCAGCCUCUCCAUGAAUGACAGCGAACAGACCCCAGGGGCGUGGCCUUUCACCUGUCCUCCUCAAAGCUCAGGGGCCACUCUGCUGGCUCUGACCCAGGCUUUUUCUGGGGCAAGGGAUCCUGAUCUGUCAGGUCCAACCAGAAUGAGAGUGCCUUGUACCAGGGACUACCUUACCCUCUUUCAAGGGCACUUGUCCCUGAUGCUACCAAACUGAGUGUUCCAUAAAGACCAAACACUGCUGGACUUUACAAUCAAGGUCCAGGAAAAGCAGUCCCAGCCCUUAAGAGGAGGAGAGGGGGCUGGAGGCGGGUGGAAUCGCUCCUGUACAAGGAGAGCUGCCUUAGAUCAGAAAUCCACCUCCUCUGGUUCUUCUGUCCCUCCUGGGGACAAAAAGGGAUUCCUUCCUUUGCUCCUCUCUAGCACCCUGCUCAACAUGCCUCGGUCUCCUUGUGGGGUGAAAGUGGUAUGCCAUAGAAAAUAUGCAUUUAGGAUUUACUAUCACCUCUGUCUUUUCUCAGCUGUGUAACCUUGGGGAAGUUACCUAACCUCUCAGAGACUUAGUACCACCUUUUGUAAAAUAGUUAUAGAGUUAUGAAAGGACAGAAACUGUAUGAAAGACCUCUUGCUUAGGGCCUCAAACAUCAUAGAUGUUUACAAAUGAUAGCCAGGGAUACUGCACUGCCUCUGCACUGCCUCCACACUCUCGCCCUACCCAACUCUCAGCCUGAGCACAACUAACACAGAACAGAUUAGCAAUCCCUGAGGACAGCUGGGCCAGGAUGGGAUUUUCCCAGAGAACCUCACUCAGGGAGAAAAGGGCAUGAAGUGAUCUUUGCUGUGGAGGUUUCCUACCCUGUGACAACAGGCAGCCCCAACAGCCAGACUCCAUACCCACCCUUUCACGCCCACACUGCUACCACCUCAGGCACUGUCUCCCUCUCUGCUGCAGGCUGAGGGCCCAGGGAUAAGCAGAAACCCUUUCAGCUUGCCCUCCCUGUUGUGGCUUCUCUCCACGUGUCCUAGCCACACGGGUGAUAAAACGGGUCUUCCAAAGACCUGGGCGUGGUUAAUGCCCUCAUCACCGAGAUGGGGAGGACUGGUGGACAGCUGUCCUUAGGAUGCAUAGGCCUUGAAGCUGCCAGCCCCUUUCCCCAGCUUCUCUCUCAGAAGGCCUGUGCCUGCAAAGUGGCCACACUCUCCUCCAUCCCUGCACCCCAGGCACUAAGUCAAUACCUUGGGUGAGGAGGGGUGGUCUCGCGUCCCCACUGAGCACUUACUUGACUUCCUCUGCUGGUGUCCACAGCCACCGCCUGUGCCUUUAAGAGUUGCCACCCUGUGUAGGGGCUUGACCUCAGCAUCCUCAGCUGAGUUGGAUUAAGGGACCAUUUCAUGCCUUUCUGAAUUCUUCUCACUUCUGUCCCCUCCCCCACAUGGAAACAGAGUAGCCCAAACCAGUCUGCCAAGGGCAGCCAGAGAACUGGUCUAGCCUGGCAGCCCUCUGCCUCUGGGAGUAGAGGCUGCCCCUUUGAUAGGGAACUUGGAGCCAGGGAGUGGACCCUCAAGGAUCCCAGGGAGAGGGGCUGUCACAGGAACUCCAGAAGGCCAUGCAAAGCCUUGGGCCAUGAAGGACUCAGAUGUCAUCCUCUGUGAGGAAGCAACAGAACUGAGCAAGACCGAGUUCUGCAAUCCUGCUUUCGAACCUGAAGCAGGGCCAUCUUGCCCUCCACCAGCCUUCCAGCAGGAUGCCAGCCGCAGAGUCCAAGCUCCCUGGCAUGGCCGGCAUCCCCGAGGGCUGCAGCCAGACUGCCACUUCUCCUGGCUUUGUAUCCUCCUGCUUGCCAGUCUGCUGCUCCUACUGCUCGGGCUGCUGGUGGCUAUCAUUCUGGCCCAGUUUCAGGUUGCAGCCCUAUCCAGGGCCACUGAGAGCCCACUGCCCACUCAAGGCCACUCCACCACCACCACUACCCCUACUACCAUCACCACCACUACAUCCCUGGCAACUACAGGGCAGCAGGAAUCAGGCUUGAGCCCUACACACCAGGCCACCUGCGGAGGCCUCCUUUCUGGCCUAAGCGGCUUCUUCAGCACUCCCAACUACCCAGACCCUUACCCACCCAACAUCCACUGCGUGUGGCAUAUCCAGGUGGCCACAGACCACACAAUACAGCUCAAGAUCGAAGCCCUCAGCAUGGAGGGGGUGGCCUCCUGUCUUUUUGAUCGCUUGGAAAUCUCCCCAGAACCUGAAGGCCCCCUCCUCAGGGUGUGUGGAAGGGUGCCUCCCCCCACACUCAACACCAACACCAGCCACCUCCGUGUGGCCUUCGUCUCUGACAGCAGUGUGGAAGGCUCUGGUUUCCAGGCCUGGUACCAGGCUGUGACCCCUGGGCAAGGGGGCUGUGCCCACAAUGAGUUCCGCUGUGACCAGCUCCUCUGCCUGCUACCUGACUCAGUGUGCGAUGGCUUUGCCAACUGUGCUGACGGCAGUGAUGAGAGCAACUGCAGUGCCAAGCUCUCAGGGUGUGGGGGGAAUCUGACUGGGCUCCAGGGCACUUUCUCUACUCCCAACUAUCCACAGCAGUACCCUCACCAACAGCUUUGCACCUGGCAUAUCUCAGUGCCCAUGGGACACGGCAUAAAACUGCAGUUCCACAACUUCAGCCUGGAAGGGCAGGACGAGUGCAAAUUUGACUAUGUGGAGGUGUAUGAGGCCCACAGCUCAGGAGCCCCCAGCCUCCUGGGCAGGUUCUGUGGAGCAGAGCCACCACCCCACCUGGUCUCCUUGCACCACCAACUGGCUGUGCUCUUUAGGACAGACCAUGGCAUCAGCAGCCGGGGCUUCUCAGCCACCUACCAGGCCUUCAAUACUACACAGAACCCCUGUGGACACAGAGAAUUCUGUGAGGAUGGAGGCUGUAGAGAUCUGCAGUGGGUGUGUGACUUAUGGAGAGACUGCUCACGUGACGGUGAUGACAAUUGCAACACCCCUUUGUUCCCACAUCCAGAGCUGGCCUGUGAACCUGUCCAGGUGGAGAUGUGCCUUGGGCUGAGCUACAACACUACUGCCUUCCCUAACAUCUGGGUGGCCAUGUCCACCCAGGAGGAGGUCAUUGAUGUCCUUAGAGGUUACAAGAGUCUGACAAGUCUUCCUUGCUACCAGAAUUUCCGGAGACUCCUUUGUGGGCUGCUUGUGCCCCGCUGUACCCCACUAGGCAGCAUCCUUCCACUCUGCCGCUCUGUCUGCCGGGAGGCUGAGCGCCAGUGCCAGUCUGACUUGGCACUACUGGGCACCCCCUGGCCCUUCAACUGCAACAGGCUGCCUGAGGCAGCUGGCCUGGAAGCUUGUGCCCAGCCCUGA
This is a messenger RNA of Castor canadensis (American beaver), 4132 nucleotides long. NCBI's taxonomy places the organism in Eukaryota, Metazoa, Chordata, Mammalia, Rodentia, Castoridae. The record is from RefSeq and is a predicted model, not a curated record.